Conger conger (European conger) is the source of this 1874-nucleotide messenger RNA. RefSeq names its product G patch domain containing 3 (gene gpatch3). Bases 55 to 1605 code for a protein of 516 amino acids. The record is from RefSeq and is a predicted model, not a curated record. Lineage: Eukaryota; Metazoa; Chordata; Actinopteri; Anguilliformes; Congridae. Gene Ontology annotation, biological process: negative regulation of type I interferon production; positive regulation of DNA-templated transcription; negative regulation of RIG-I signaling pathway. The transcript has 7 exons. Gene Ontology annotation, molecular function: nucleic acid binding.
UGACCAAAUGACGUAUGACGAAAAGGAAGAAGACGUUCCAGUGACGCAGGUGUCAUGGCGGAAUCCGCAAAUGUUUUGUAUUUUGUCGUCAGUAAUAUUCCGGCACCAUUUCGAUCAGCGGACCUAAGGAACUAUUUCAGUCAGUUUAUAGAAAGCGGAGGUUUCUUCUGUUUUCACUACCGACACCGACCGGAAGUCCUCAAAGACCCAGCGGAGUCCGCACGAACCCAGAACCCGGAGCAGACUCGCGAAGACCCACCAGCUGUUCCGCAAGAAACUGUCUGCGUUGAAGAAGGCAGCUCCGAGUCCGCGGAAAUCAGGAGACGCGUCGCCGCGUCCAAAGACGAGAAAACAUGCUGUUGCGUGGUGUCGGUCCACGCCGGCGAGGCGGACAGAUUUAUGAAGAUGUACGCCGGGAAUCAGUGGAUCGACUCGAAAGGGAACUGGCUCGCAAGGCGCUGUGUGAUCAGGAGGGUAAAGGUGUCUGAUGAGACCGGCACGGGGGCGUUCCCGUACAGGACGAAGGCGGAGCAGAGGUGGCGGGGGGGGGGCCUGUCGGAGCGGGUGACCGCGCAGGACCUUCGCGGCCUGGUGGAGAUGAACCCCCCCGCGCUGAUGCCCCAGGGCAGCGUGGGUACGCCGGUGGGCGUGUUCCUGCGGCUGAUCCAGGCCUGCCGCCUGCCCCCCCGCCUCAUCCGGCAGCUGGGCCUCUCCUUCCCCCAGACCGCCUCCCGCCGUCGCUACGGCAACGUGCCCUUCCUGUACCAGGACACGCCCACAGUGCGGCCGGUGGCGGAGGCCGUGUACACGGCGACCGGGGAGGAGAUCUGCAGCCCCGCCCCCAUCACCACGGCAACCACCGGCCCAGAGGGGGAGGAGAUCUGCAGCCCCGCCCCCAUCACCACGCCAACCACCGGCCCAGAGGGGGAGGAGUCUGAGUCCGGCCCUGAUGAUGACGACGACCGCUGUGAGGAGUGGGAGCGGCACGAGGCUCUGCACGAGGACGUGACGAGUCAGGAGCGCAGCCGCGAGCGUCUGUACGAGGAGGAGAUCGAGCUCAAGUGGGAGAAGGGCGGCUCCGGCCUGGUGUUCUACACCGACGCCCAAUACUGGCAGGAGGAGGAGGGGGAUUUCGAUGAGCAGACGGCCGAUGACUGGGACGUGGAUAUGAGUGUUUACUACGACAAAGAUGGUGGUGACAUGGAUGCUCGAGACUUCGUGCAGAUGCGCCGCGAGACGAGGCUGAGGGCGGGACUGGAGGAGGGGUCUGUCCAGCAGCAGCCAAUUGGAAGCUUUGAGAGGUUCACAAAGGGUGUGGGCAGGAGGCUGAUGGAGCGUCAGGGCUGGCGUGAUGGGGAUGGUUUGGGACAGUCCUGCACCGGGCUGUCUGAGGCCCUGGAGACUGAGGGCCAGCACCCCAAAUGCAGGAGGGGCUUUGGGUACCAUGGGGAGAAGCUCAGCUCCUUCCUUCCUGUGAAGAAGCCCCGCCCACACUUCCACAUUUCCACCGUCUACGACCUGCCCCGAGACACGGACCAGGGCGACGCCCUACUGCGCCGCCAGCCAACCAGCAGCCUGAAGUACAGGCCCCGCCCCCGUCGCUGACACCAGGACCGCCCCCUGUGAGCACCAAGGUCAUAUUCAGCCCUGGCAGAACAUUUAUUUAAACAGAAACGUUCAUUUAAACAGAAACGUUCAUUUAAACAGAAACGGUCACAUGCCGUUCUUUGGGCUUUAAGACGUGGCCCCUACACCCCAGACACGCCCGCCAAACGCACCUGAAGAAUGUGGGAGGAAACAUACCGUGGAAAACGUUUCCACACGAACGUUCCCCUGCCCCUGCCCCUGCCCCUGCCCCUGCCCCUGCCCCUGCC